Molecule: messenger RNA, 681 nt
Organism: Adineta ricciae
Lineage: Eukaryota; Metazoa; Rotifera; Eurotatoria; Adinetida; Adinetidae
Source: the annotation of a GenBank genome assembly
AUGUCGUCGUACAUCCAAAUAAGUUUCUUGUUAGCGAUGAUUUUAAACAUCCAUAUUCGAGAUAUGGUUGUCACUCAGCAAGUUAUAGGCGUAACUGGAACCGGUGGUGCUGGCGUGUUCAAUGGUGGCACUGGUGGCAUUGGUGGCUUCGGAGUCUUCAAUGGCGGUGCUGGUAUGUCAGGCUUUCAAGAUGAUGGCGGUGGUAUCGGCGGCCAUGGCGGUGCUGGUAUGACUGGCUCUCAAGGUGGUGGCGGUGGUAUCGGCGGCAAUGGCGGUGCUGAUAUGACUGGCUCUCAAGGUGGUGGCGGUAGUAUCGGCGGUCAUGGCGGUGCUGGUAUGGCUGGCUCUCAAGGUGGUGGCGGUGGUAUCGGCGGUCAUGGCGGUGCUGGUAUGGCUGGCUCUCAAGGUGGUGGCGGCGGUAUCGGCGGUACUGGUAUGCCGGGUCUCCCUGGUGGUUCAGGAAAUGGUGGUGGCGGCGGCGGUGGCGGUGGCGGCGGCGGUGGCGGUGGCGAAGUCAUUUCGCUUCGGGAUGAACGAUAUUUCAAACGACUGACCUCAUCGUCAUCAUCAUCCAUACCAUUCACGCAGUCAAAUCAAGAAAUGCGUCGUACUCCCUCCUCCCAUCCCAUCCUCCUCACACCUCCUCUUGAAAAACAACAAAACAACUUUCCAAUUGAAUAG